AUGUUUAGAAUUAGCACGUUUAUUCUCAUUUUUUCUACUAUUUAUUUAACAUAUGGAUAUGAAAGUCCAAUAGAAGAAAAAGAUUUUAAAAAAGUAUUAAAACAAAAUAAAAAUGUUCUUGUACUUUGUUCACCAAAUGAUCAAAGUGCAAAAUCAGUUCUUCAAAUAUUUAAACAGGUUGAACCAGAAAUAAAAGGUCUAGGCUUACUUGUUUAUAUCAAUUGCGAAAAAGGAAAAAAACUUUGUAAAAAGUUCAAAUUUGAUGCAAACAAUCUUGAAUUACGACAUUUUAAGGAUGGAGAAUUCCAUAAAGUAUAUGAUCGUGCACUUGUAGCAAAGUCUAUGAUAAAUUUUAUGCUUGAUCCUAAAGGUGAAAUGCCAUGGGAAGAAGAAGAACUUGCUCAUGAUGUUGUUCAUUUAAAUAACCACAAAGAUCUUGAACGAGUAUUAAAGAAACCAUUACCAUUAUUAGUUAUGUUCUAUGCACCAUGGUGUGGACAUUGUAAACGAUUAAAACCAAUUUAUGCUGAAGCAGCUACUGAUGUUCGUGGUCAAUAUCAAUUAGCUGGUAUGAAUGUUGAUAAAACUGGAAAUUAUGGAAUUCGAAAACUAUUCAAUAUAACUGGUUUUCCUACUAUUAUCUAUUUUGAAAAAGGUGAAAAAAAAUUUCAUUAUACAGGUGGUCAUACUAAAGAUGAUAUUAUAAAUUGGCUUAAAGAUCCACAACCACCAAAAGAACCAACGGCAGAAGAACUUACACAAGAAUUCUUUCCAACUGAUAAUGAUAAUUCUAGUUAUAUUGUUCAUUUGGAUGAUGUAACAUUCGAUGCAUUUAUUGCUGAAAAUGCUCAAUCACCUAUUUUAACAAUGUUCUAUGCACCAUGGUGUGGACAUUGUAAAAAUUUGAAACCAGAAUUAAUUAAAGCAUCAGUUGAUUUGCAUGAUCAAGAGAGUAAUGCUAUAAUAGCUGCUAUCGAUGCAACUAAAUCACCAAAAUUAACAAAACAAUACAAAAUCGAAGGAUUUCCAACAAAUGGAAAAUUUGCUUUCGAUAUACAUGAAAGAACAGCUGAAAAACUUGUUCAAGUUUUAAAAGAUCCAAAAGAACCACCACCACCUGAACCAGAAUGGUCUGAACAAGAAACAGAUGUUGUUCAUUUAAAUGAAGAAAAUUAUAAAACAAUUUUAAAGAAAAAGAAAUCUGCUUUAAUAAUGUUUUAUGCACCAUGGUGUGGUCAUUGUAAAAAAGCCAAACCUUUAUUUACUAGUGCUGCAGCCAAAUUUACAGAUAAUCCAAAAGUUAUGUUUUCUGCUGUUGAUUGUACAAAAAGUCAAUCAAUAUGUAAAGAAUAUGAAGUACAAGGUUAUCCAACAAUAAAAUAUUUUAGUUUUGGAAAAUUUAUUGCGGAAUACGAAAGUGAUAGAACAGAAGAAGCUUUUGUUGAAUUUAUGACUAAUCCAGAAGAACAAAUGAAUAAACCUAAACCUACACCACCAACAGCGAAUCCCAUUGAUUUUUGGAAAGAUGCAGCACCUGGUUAUGAACAUGUUCAUAUGCUUGAAUCAAGUAUAUUUGAUUCAAUUAUUGGUGCAUCUCGUAAAGCAUUAGUUAUGUUCUAUGCACCAUGGUGUGGACAUUGUAAAGAUUCAAAACCUGCUUUUGCAUCUGCUGCAGCUCAAAUCGCUUCAACACAUCAGGAUAUUAUUCUUGGUGCUGUUGAUGUACCGGCUCAUAGAGAUCUGGGUAAUAAAUAUUCAAUAAAAGGUUUUCCAACAUGCUCGGUUCGUGAACAACGACCAAUAUGGACACCAAGUGGAUUUUAUUAUUUAAUUAUGUCAUUUUUCAAUUUUAUUACAUUAUUUUUUCGUUCAUUGGUUGAUCCAACUUUGACUAAACAUGGAAGAAAUAUGGAAUCAACUAAUUAUCGCACCGGUGGCACUGGUGGUGGUGGCGGCGGUGGCGGUGGCGGUAGAGGUGGUCGAUUCGAUCGACCUCCUGAUGCACGACCAAGACGACGUAUGGGUGGAUUUGGUGGUACAGGUGGAGGUAAAGAAAAAACAUAA
Messenger RNA from Rotaria sp. Silwood2, 2064 nucleotides. NCBI's taxonomy places the organism in Eukaryota, Metazoa, Rotifera, Eurotatoria, Philodinida, Philodinidae. The record is from the annotation of a GenBank genome assembly.